This is a messenger RNA of Nicotiana tabacum (common tobacco), 1186 nucleotides long. RefSeq names its product ferredoxin, root R-B1. Lineage: Eukaryota; Viridiplantae; Streptophyta; Magnoliopsida; Solanales; Solanaceae. Gene Ontology annotation, cellular component: plastid. Gene Ontology annotation, molecular function: 2 iron, 2 sulfur cluster binding; electron transfer activity. Gene Ontology annotation, biological process: electron transport chain. The record is from RefSeq and is a predicted model, not a curated record.
GAAAGAGAAACCCAUGGGCGGUAGGUUUAUUAGGGUAUCAUAUUACUACUGUAAUCUUCCUUGUAUAUAUUGAAGCCGUUACACACACACACAGAGGCUACAUUUUCUUGUAGGCUCCCAACAUAUCCCAAAACACAUAGCUCUCUUUGGAGUCUUCUUGAGCCUUUCCUCGAUAACUCCGCUUAAUCCUCAAACUGUAAACAUGUCAACUGUCAGACUUCCUGCCACCUGUGUGGUAAAAAUUGCUCCUCAGACCCAAAGAAAGAGCGUUUUUGUAAAGAGCCCAUCGUCUCUAGGGUCUGCGAGGAGCAUUUCUAAAGCCUUUGGAUUGAAAGCUAGCUGUGCCUUUAGAGCAUCAGCAUCAGCAGUGUACAAGGUCAAGUUGGUUUGUCCAGAUGGUGUAGAGCAUGAAUUCGAGGCACCUUCGGAUACUUACAUCCUCGAUGCAGCUGAGAAUGCUGGAGUCGAACUCCCUUAUUCUUGCAGGGCAGGUGCUUGCUCAACAUGCGCUGGGAAGAUUGUAUCGGGAUCUGUUGAUCAAUCUGAUGGGUCUUUUCUGGAUGAUAAUCAAAUUGAGGAAGGCUAUUUGCUCACCUGUGUUUCUUACCCAUCAUCAGAUUGUGUGAUUCAUACUCACAAGGAAUCUGAUCUUUACUAGUAGUUAUUUUUAUGUCAAAUAAUGUCUAUGGUCUUGCUUAAGCUGAAGCAGUUGGAAAAUUGCUCUGUUUUUGAGAAUGGUCAGCUGUAGAGUUCAAUCAGGAACAUAUUGUGUUAAAAUGAUGUUUGUGCUUGUUUUAGCUCUUAUUAGUGAUAUAUGUUUCAGUUUGCUUAACAAAUGUAUCAGGUGUAGAGUUCAAUCAGAAACAAGGGUCGUCUAUGAAAGAAAGGAUCAUUAGAAAUUGAAGCAAGCAGCAAGAGAGUUUUGAAAUCAAGAACUUCAUACACAAGCUCCAAAUAUUCAUGCAUUUCUAAAGAGGUUUCAAGUCAAGAAAGAAGGCAAAUCAAUAAUCUAAAACGUUCUCAAUAAUACUUGUUUGCUCAUGGCAACUAAUAAGUUGUUUGCAGCAAGAAUUUAACUUGAAGCGCAUAAUUCUUGAUCUAGAUCAAGAGGGAAUUCUAGAGAUUGUAACCUCCUAUUUCCUCUAGUCUUAUUUUUCACACAAAAUUACAAUAGGACAAUUUAAGC